AUGAUCUGGUUUCACAGUGCGCUGACUGCGCUCAGCUGUCUAGCAGUUGUGAAUGCACAGAACGCAGCCAACGACAAUGGCGUACCCACAGUAGAAGAGAUUGCAAAGAUCAUCAACCAGACGGGAUUGGUACCUGCAGACGUCGCCGGGAUUGCGGCCACGUUCCUAGCCGGUAUCGCGAAUUCCACGAGAAUACAACUCGACUCGGCGCUGGCGGAUAAUCCCGUUGCAGAGAAAAGAGACAACCCCGAGCUGUACUACGCAUAUGGCAGAUCGCCUCCCGUGUACCCUUCGCCUCAGGGCCAAGGCGAUGGAAAUUGGACCGAUGCAUAUCAGAAAGCGCGUACCCUCGUUUCCCAAUUGUCUAAUGAGGAGAAGAACAACAUCACGAACCCCAGUGGUCCAUCCCAUACGCACGGCUGCACCGGCUUCACUGGCACCGUCGAGCGCCUUGGCUUUCCAGGUAUCUGCUUGAACGAUGGUCCGUCUGGUUUUCGUGGUGCGGAUAAUGGAAGUUCGACCGGUUUCCCAGCACAAAUACAAAUCGGUGCGAGCUGGAGCCGUGAUCUUGCCUAUCAACGUGGCAAGCAGAUGGGGAUCGAGUUCAAAGCAAAGGGAGUCAACGUGGCACUGGCCCCCGUUGUUGGUCCGUUGGGUAGGGUGGUAUUGGGAGGGCGCAAUUGGGAAGGCUAUACGAACGAUCCAUACCUUGCAGGACAGCUUGUCGACCCCAACGUGAGAGGCUUGCAAGAGAAUGUCAUGGCUUGCGCCAAACAUUUUAUUGGCAAUGAGCAAGAAACGAAUCGCAAUCCUUUGGCGCAAGGUUUUCUGGCGCCGCUCGGCUACAAUUACAAUGCUUCUGUCUCCUCGAACAUUGAUGACCGGCCCAUGCAUGAGCUCUAUCUGUGGCCCUUCGCGGACGCAGUUCACGCCGGUGUAGGUAGUGUGAUGUGCAGCUACCAGAACAUCAAUGGCUCCUAUGGCUGUCAAAACAGCAAGACUUUAAAUGGCCUGCUCAAGACCGAGCUCGGUUUCCGCGGCUUUGUGUUGAGUGAUUGGUACGCACAACACACUGGCAUCGCAUCUGCCAAUGCGGGAAUGGACAUGGUUAUGCCCGUUGAUUUCUACUGGGCCAAUAACACUCUUGCCAAUGCGGUCAAAAACGGAACCAUGAACUCGACGAGACUCGAUGACAUGGCCACUAGAAUCCUGGCUUCUUGGUAUCGUUUCGCCGAUUUCAAGGAGCCUGGAGCUGAGCAGUAUGAGAAUACUACUGUGAGCACAGCCGAGUCGACACAAGUGGCCUUCCAAGCUGCAGUCGAAGGACAUGUUCUGGUGAAGAACUCCAACAACGCGUUGCCCCUCCGCAAACCAAAGGCUUUGAACAUCUUUGGAUGGGAUGCAAUUGGUGGCCUCAACACUUCUGCAGCAAGUGUUCCUUUGUACGCCAUCUCUCAGCAAAACGCACAGAGUUACACCAACGGCGACGUGUACGACUACAUCCAAUACCUCCAAUUCCAGGCCUCUGUCAUUCCAGCGGGGACCACUCUUCCCGAAGUGGCCUUCAACGGCACCUUGAUCACAGGCGGAGGCUCCGGAGGCAUUCACCCGGUGUUUAGCAUCGCGCCCUACGAUGCUCUUCUGGCCCAGUCGCUGUCAGACGACACCACUCUGCACACCGAUUUCACGGACAAUCAGAAUCCGACAGUACAAGACCCUGAUGCUCCUUGCCUGGUGUUCAUCAACGCAUGGGCCUCGGAAUCCGCAGACCGAAGCACCCUCGCCGACGAGUACUCUGACACCUUGGUCACGAACGUCGCGAACCAAUGUCGCAACACCAUUGUCGUGAUCCACAAUGCCGGCACGCGCCUCGUUGACCGUUGGAUCGACCACGAAAACGUCACGGCCGCCAUGUUUGCCCACGUGCCGGGACAAGCAUCUGGCCAAGCCCUGGCCGAGGUUCUCUAUGGACGACAAUCUCCGAGUGGACGCCUCCCAUAUACAGUGGCGCACGCUGAAUCCGACUAUGGAUCCGUCCUGAAACCCACCUUGCCCACGAACGAGGACCCGCAGUACAGCCAGAGUGACUUUGAAGAGGGAAUCUUCAUCGACUACCGCCGCUUCAUUCAGCAAAAAAUCACUCCGCGCUAUGCUUUUGGCUACGGUUUGACGUACACGACAUUCGAAUACUCCAACCUCCAAAUCUCUCUCGACAGUGCUGCAGACAAGAGCUUGACACCUCCGGACGCCACGACACCAGAAAGUGUCGCGGCAGAAGGCGGUCUCGAAAGUCUCUGGGACACCAUCGCAACCAUUUCCAUCUCCGUGAAAAACACAGGCAAAAUUGCAGCAGCAGAAGUCGCUCAGCUCUACAUCGGAAUUCCCAACAGUGGCACUGACAGACAACUCCGCGGUUUCGACAAAAUGGUGAUUCCGCCCGGAGAAUCUGCAACAUUUCAAUUUCCUUUGCGAAGAAGAGAUCUCUCGGUAUGGAAUGUCGAUGCGCAAAGGUGGGAGUUGCAAACUGGAAGCUAUCGGGUCCAGGUGGGUAAGAGUGUGCUGGAUAUCCAACUUGAAGGAAGUUUUGGCUUGGAUGGGAAGGUGAAUAAUCACGUUCCGGUCAGUGAUGGUGGUGGUGGAGGAGGAGGAGGAGCGCAUACGGGAGAAGCUAGCGCUCUGUGGUCCUCUUCCACUGGCACAAUGGCAAUGGCAAUGGUAAUGAUGAUCGCUUCGAUCUGUAUUUCAUUAGGUACUUAG
Messenger RNA from Sphaerulina musiva SO2202, 2757 nucleotides. Its product is annotated as glycoside hydrolase family 3 protein. The transcript is spliced from 4 exons. Lineage: Eukaryota; Fungi; Ascomycota; Dothideomycetes; Mycosphaerellales; Mycosphaerellaceae. The record is from RefSeq and is a predicted model, not a curated record. Bases 1 to 2757 code for a protein of 918 amino acids. Gene Ontology annotation, biological process: glucan catabolic process. Gene Ontology annotation, molecular function: beta-glucosidase activity.